This is a messenger RNA of Tetrahymena thermophila SB210, 2174 nucleotides long. RefSeq lists its product as hypothetical. The annotation marks the transcript as partial. The record is from RefSeq and is a predicted model, not a curated record. The transcript has 13 exons. Lineage: Eukaryota; Ciliophora; Oligohymenophorea; Hymenostomatida; Tetrahymenidae.
CAAUACUACUAAGCUAAUAUUUAUCCUUCAUUAUAUGCAGUUGCAACCAUGAAAAUUAAUGCUUUGAUCAAAAAAAGUAAUAAUGUAAGUUGGUUGAUGGUAAAGAAUACAUUGGAAAAGAAAAGCGCUAUGGAUAUUGUGUAAUUGACGCUAUUAAGUAUGACUUAAUUGACUUCUGUAAAAGUGAUUAUGAGCCUGUUUGUAUAUCUUAAGAUAGAAAAAGCUGUAUAAAAGUUUAAAACAGUAAUCACAUAGUAGCUACAUUAGAUUCAGGAAAUAUCUGUAUAGAAUUGAAAUAUAUUAAACAAGGCUUUUGUUAGGAUUUGUAUGGUCGAAUUAAAUUAGGUCAAGCAAAAUAAAAUGUAUCAGUAUUAUUUUUGUGCAAUUAUUUAGAAGGUGGAUAAUUUAGAAAGUGUAAAUAAAAAAAAUCCUGUUAUUUAGUGGGUAAAAAUAAAUGCUUAGAUCUAAAUCAAGUGGAUGGAAUUACUUCUCUUGGAUUUUGCGUCUUUUAAAAUUAAUUCUAUCUUCACAAAGUAUAUUGUAAUGAUAGUUUAUGCCAAAUUAAAAACUCUUUAGACUAGUACGCUUGUAUAAGUUAUUCGAAUUCUGACAUUUUUGGAAAGACUGGUGAUAAUUAGUGCAUUUAUCAAGGAUAAUAUUUUCCAAAAGAACAUUUGAUAAAUUGUAAGCCAUAAUAUUGUAUUUUUUAAGAAAAUUAAUAAAAAAAAAGAAAAAAUAUCCUUUUAUUUUAUAACAAAAUACUUGCACUUCAUAGUAGAUGCAUUUUAUAUCAAUAAAAAACACUAAUUUAUUCCCAUAAAUCUUUUAGGUAUUGCUUCAAUGGUGUUUAUUGCGUUUAAAUGUCUUAAAGUCCUGGUAAAUUAAAUAAUUAAAAUUGUGCUGCAGCAAAUUAAUAUUAUAAUGAUUUGGAAUCAUGUGUCUAAGGUUAUUGCAUUAAAUAAUAAUCUGGAUCUGGAGCAAGAGGUUGCUUUCCUUUAGAUGGAUCUGAGAGUGCAAUUGGAAUAGACAAUAGUGGUAAUUGUAUUGAUUCUAGUAUAGCUGCAUCUAGUUGUUAUAAUUCAUUUGAUAUUUGUAAGGAUUAUUAUACCUCGAAAUGUACUAGAAUUAAUUCAAAUUCUACAUUCAAUAAUAUUUGUAUUUUAAAUGGAAUUUGCUAUUAAAUGUCAUUUAACUAUUAUGUUGGUAGAGAUAAUAAGUAUUAGUGCUUACAAAACUAAUAGUAAAGUGCCUAUGGAUUACUAAAUUGCUAUGAUUCUACUUAUAUAUGCAAAACAAGUAAUCUUUUGAUCUGUGUUUACUAUUUAGGUGAUUCUACAUAUUUAGGAAAAAUUUCUAGUACAGGAAUUUGUGCAUAAAUUGGUGCUAAAAUAUCAACGAGCGAUUUUUAAAGUAUUAUCAACUUGAAUCUAAAUUAUUGUUAAGAUGAUUCGUACACAAUUUAGCUUAUACUUCCUGUAUAUGCAGGAAGAGAUUAAUGUGCUUAAUUGCCAAUUGUUUGUUUUGAUGGUAUUAAAUUAGUAUGUUAAUAAACUGUGGAUUAUGGAUUAGUUGGUAAUGGAUGUUCUUAAGGAGGUAAUUGUUAAUCAAUGUCAUCUAUAUUUAUUGGUAGAGAUACUAAUUAUAAAUGCUUUUAUUAAGAUUAAACUCCUUAAAGUGGUACUAUUGAUAAAUGUUUUAAUGAUACCUAAACUAUUUGCUUAACAAGUGACAAGAAAUAAUGUAUCUUGUAUGCUAAAUCUUCAUAGUAUUUAGGGUGUAUUCAAAGUACUGGAAUUUGUGCUUAAUUAGGUUAACAAACUUCCAAUUAGGCUCUUUAAAUUAUUGUUAAUUUGAACAAAGGAUAUUGCUAAGAUAAUUAAUUUAGAAUUUAAUAAUUGUUACCUCCAUAUGUUGGAAGAGAUUCAGUAAACUAAUUAUGCCUGUAAGAAACAUCAUAGUCCUCAUAAAUUGAAUUUUGUGUUUAAGGAUAUUGUAUUGCAAAUAAUAAAUGCUAACCUGUUGGUUUUGAUAAAAAACUUAUUGCUAAACUUUCAAAUUAACAAUGUGGUUUAGAUUAAACAUCCACAGCAAUAGAAUGUGCUUAUUAAAGUUUGGAUGUAUGUAUGGAUAAGACAAUAAUGGAAACUGCUUAUAAAGAGGCUAAAUAACAUAUA